Messenger RNA from Rotaria sp. Silwood1, 845 nucleotides. NCBI's taxonomy places the organism in Eukaryota, Metazoa, Rotifera, Eurotatoria, Philodinida, Philodinidae. The record is from the annotation of a GenBank genome assembly.
ACGUGAUCAACAAGAAGUAAAGAAAAAUUAUAUUUGUUUUUCUAAUUUUUGUUUUUCUGCUUGAUUAAGUGGCAAGUCCGAGCGAUUUUCAACGUUUUCACAAUGCUCUAUCAACUAAUCUAAAAACGAUUAGUGAUAAUGUUACGGAUCUUGAAAAACUUGCUCAAAAGUUAGGUACACCAGAAGAUAGUGAACGAUUACGUGAACGUUAUCACCGUCUUCAAAAUGAAACAAAAAAUAUAAUGCAACAAACAAAUGAUGCUCUGCAAGAACUUAAUAAUGCUCGUGUAUUAACAGAAGCUGAUCAGAGACGUAAAAAAAUGUUAACUGACACUUUACCAAAACAAUAUUUAGCAACGUUAAGUCGUUUUCAACAAGCACAACAUAUUGGUGCACGAAAAGAAAAAGAAAGUCUUGAUCGUGCGCGGGCUAUCUCAUUUCAUCAAUAUGGAACAUUAGAUUCACAAUUAGCUGGUGAUUUUGUUUCUGGUCCAACAUAUGAUCAACUUCAAAGACAAGCUGUUUCAUCUAUUGAACAAGAAGUCGAUAUGAGAGCAUUAAGAGAACGUCAUGAGCAAUUACGUGAACUUGAGAGGAACAUUGUUGAAGUUAAUGAAUUAUUCAAAGAUGUUGCUAAACUUAUCCAUGAUCAAGGCGCUGUUAUAGACUCUAUUGAUGAACAUAUAAUCAAUACGGAAGUGAAAAUAGAACGUGGUACUCGACAUAUAGAAAGCAGCGUUAAACAUCAGAGCGCUGCUCGAUGUAAAAUAAUCAUAUUAGUUACAAUUUUGAUCAUUGUUAUUGCCAUUAUUAUACUUGUUUUGGCUUUAACAUUGAAAAAGUGA